Messenger RNA from Leishmania braziliensis MHOM/BR/75/M2904, 912 nucleotides. RefSeq lists its product as hypothetical. The transcript has a single exon. NCBI's taxonomy places the organism in Eukaryota, Euglenozoa, Kinetoplastea, Trypanosomatida, Trypanosomatidae. The record is from RefSeq and is a predicted model, not a curated record. Bases 1 to 912 code for a protein of 303 amino acids.
AUGGCUUACACAGGAGCCAACGUUUGCGUUGACGCGAGUCGCACGUAUGAGCACACUCUCGGAGAUACUAGUGGAUGUGGUAGAGGUAAGAGCCUGCGCUCCUCCUCAGUGGAGGUAGCGAGGCCAGCGCUCAACCUCGUGCACGACCCGCGCUGCGGUGUCUGUUUGGUGUGGCGACCAGUGGAGGGGCCACCGCUGCCGCGAUGCAUCCACAGAGAGAACGAGGCUGGUGAAGUAGAUGCUGAAGCAGUGCGCUACAGAGAUGCUCCCUUUGCAUGUGCAGUAGGGCGCACUGACGCCAGCACGGGCAGCGCAGUGACUGCUUUGCGGAUGAGCAGCUCAUCUAUAGAGGCGCACCCGCCACGCAAGAUGAUCCCACGUCGAGGAUCACCGCCGCGCGGUCAACUGCUCCACCGUGGCAAAGGUGGAAUUGAUGACGUGCUGAGGAGCGCCCGUGAGGCGCAGAGCCUCUUCUACAGUCUGCAAGAGCAGCGACUCCAGGCGGAGUAUCGCCUUGCGCAGGCCAGUCUCCGACAAGAGCUAGACCAGCAGCGGGAGUACAAGCGCAUGCUUCAGUUGGCGGAGUAUCAGGCAGACCUUGUGAACAUGUUUGGUCACACCAUGCGAGAUGCCGUCCUCGAUGCCUUCUUCGACGACGGAAGUGACCCCGUCCUUUCAGCCUUGCAUAGAAAGAGGCAUGAGGGCCCGACCUCACGUAGCGCUCCCUAUACGUCGGUACACGGGGGCCACUCGUCAGGAGCUGCACCGCCUGGCGUUUGGAGACACCAAGGCAGCGCGGAGGAAGGAUUAGUGCCGCCUGCCUCCACUGACGAGAGUCGUCUUGCACGAGAACGGCGCGUGUUUAAGCGAGCACUCGAGGAAUUGCGAGGCGGCCGAUUGUGUGGCUACUAA